This is a messenger RNA of Lodderomyces pseudojiufengensis, 1245 nucleotides long. It is a transcript of the gene CWT1, whose product is annotated as Cwt1p. Gene Ontology annotation, molecular function: DNA-binding transcription factor activity, RNA polymerase II-specific; zinc ion binding; RNA polymerase II transcription regulatory region sequence-specific DNA binding. NCBI's taxonomy places the organism in Eukaryota, Fungi, Ascomycota, Pichiomycetes, Serinales, Debaryomycetaceae. The transcript has a single exon. Gene Ontology annotation, biological process: regulation of DNA-templated transcription. The record is from RefSeq and is a predicted model, not a curated record. Gene Ontology annotation, cellular component: nucleus. The coding region runs from base 1 to 1245 and encodes 414 amino acids.
AUGGACACCACCAAAAGGAAAAGAAAGAAGAAGUUAGAAAUAGCAUGUGUAUAUUGUAGAAGAUCACAUAUGAUAUGUGAUGAAUCAAGACCUUGUCAAAGAUGUAUUAAAAGAGGUAUCCUGCAUUUAUGUUAUGAUGAACCAUCAAAUUCAAGACAACGAAAGAAAGCAGCAUCAUUGAGAAAAGAUGUUGAAGAAAAGACGGAAGAACAACCACCACAGCAACCACCACAACCACUACCAACAGUACCUCCACAACAAGUACCACCCCCUCAACAUAGACCCACCAAAUCUGUAUUAUCUCAAACUCUAGCUUACAAUCAAGAACCAUUAUUUUAUUCAGAACAUGCAGGUAGUGAAUUUAGUUCAUUAAAUGAUUUCCUAUCUAUGAUAGAUGAUCCUGAAUUAGUUAAUGGAGCAUUAAAUAAUGAAGAAAGUCAAAUGUUUUGGGCUCCUGCAUUUUCACCAAAUAAUAUUUUUAGUCAAACUUUUGAAGAAGUACCUCAACCUGUAGAAGAACAACCAAACCCACAACCUCAACCUCAACCACAGCAACCACCACCACCUGAAGAACAACCAGUAAUUUCAGAUUCAGCUAGAGACAAAUUCUUCUUAACUGCUGCUGAUCCUACUACAGAAAUCUCCCCAGAAGAAAGAUUAAAACAAGUUAUUAAAGCAAAAUUAGAAGCUGGAUUAUUACAACCUUAUAAUUAUGCAAAAGGUUAUGCAAGAUUACAAAGAUAUAUGGAUAAUUAUAUGAAUAUUUCAAGUCGUCAAAGAAUUUUAAAACCUUUAAGUAUAUUUAGACCUGCAUUUAGAGCAAUUGCAAGAACUUUAAAAGAUGUCGAUUUAGUUUUAGUUGAAGAAAGUUUUGAAAGAAUGUUAUUAGAUUAUGAUAGAGUUUUUACGUCAAUGGCUAUUCCUGCAUGUUUAUGGAGAAGAACUGGUGAAAUUUAUAGAGGUAAUAAAGAAUUUGCAUCAUUAGUUGGAGUUACAACUGAUGAUUUAAAAGAUGGUAAAUUAGCAAUUUAUGAAUUAAUGAGUGAAGAAAGUGCAGUAAAUUUUUGGGAAAAAUAUGGAGCUAUAGCAUUUGAUAAGGGUCAGAAGGCAGUUUUGACAAGUUGUAAUUUGAGGACUAAAGAUGGGAUAAAGAGGAAAAGUUGUUGUUUUAGUUUUACAAUACGGAGAGAUAGAUAUAAUAUUCCAAGUUGUAUAGUGGGUAAUUUUAUUCCUAUAGAUCCGUGA